Molecule: messenger RNA, 4677 nt
Organism: Octodon degus (degu)
Lineage: Eukaryota; Metazoa; Chordata; Mammalia; Rodentia; Octodontidae
Gene: Glg1
Product: golgi glycoprotein 1
Exons: 25
Coding region: 16-3510 (1164 amino acids)
Cellular component (GO): Golgi membrane
Molecular function (GO): fibroblast growth factor binding
Source: RefSeq, a predicted model, not a curated record
CUCAGCGGAACCAAGAUGGCGGCGUGUGGACGUGUACGGAGAAUGUUCCACUCGGCGGCGGCGUUGCAGCUAGUGCUGCUGCUCUCGGCUGUCGAGGCCCAGAAAUUCCCGGGUGCUGGCGGCCACAGCCAGGGUCAAGGGGCCAACUUUGUUCCCUUCGGCGGGCAAGCUGGAGGCGGUGGGCCGGUGGGUCAGCAGCUGCCCCAGGCAAUGCAGUUUCAGCAACAACAGCCGCAGCCGCAGCAGCAGCAGCAGCAGCAGCAGCAGCAACAGCAGCAACAACAGCUCCAACAGCAGCAACAGCCGCCCCAGCCUCCUCAACCGCCUUUCCCGGCGGGUGGGCCUCCGGCCCGGCGGAGCGGAGCCGGGCCCGGCGGGGCGGGUGGGGGUUGGAAGCUGGCGGAGGAAGAGUCCUGCAGGGAGGAUGUGACCCGGGUGUGCCCCAAGCACACCUGGAGCAACAACCUGGCGGUGCUCGAGUGCCUGCAGGACGUGAGGGAGCCUGAAAAUGAAAUAUCCUCAGACUGCAAUCAUUUGUUGUGGAAUUACAAACUGAACCUGACUACUGAUCCCAAAUUUGAAUCUGUGGCCAGAGAGGUUUGCAAAUCAACCAUAUCAGAGAUUAAGGAAUGUGCUGAUGAACCAGUUGGAAAAGGUUACAUGGUUUCCUGCUUGGUGGAUCACCGAGGCAACAUCACCGAGUAUCAGUGUCACCAGUACAUUACCAAGAUGACGGCCAUCAUUUUCAGUGACUAUCGUUUAAUAUGCGGCUUCAUGGAUGACUGCAAAAAUGACAUCAACACUCUGAAAUGUGGCAGCAUUCGGCUUGGCGAAAAGGGAGCACAUUCGCAAGGAGAGGUGGUAUCAUGCUUGGAGAAAGGCCUGGUGAAGGAGGCAGAGGAGAAGGAACCUAAGAUCCAGGUCUCGGAACUCUGCAAGAAAGCCAUUCUCCGGGUGGCUGAGCUGUCCUCAGACGACUUUCAUCUAGACCGGCAUUUAUACUUCGCUUGCCGAGACGAUCGUGAGCGGUUUUGUGAAAAUACGCAAGCUGGUGAAGGCAGAGUGUAUAAAUGCCUCUUUAACCAUAAAUUUGAAGAAUCCAUGAGUGAAAAGUGUCGAGAAGCGCUGACAACUCGCCAGAAGCUGAUUGCCCAGGAUUAUAAAGUCAGUUACUCAUUGGCCAAAUCCUGUAAGAGUGACCUGAAGAAGUACCGGUGCAACGUGGAAAACCUUCCGCGGUCCCGAGAAGCCCGGCUCUCCUACCUCCUCAUGUGCCUGGAGUCGGCAGUGCACAGAGGGCGACAAGUGAGCAGUGAGUGCCAAGGCGAGAUGUUGGAUUACCGACGCAUGCUGAUGGAAGACUUUUCUUUGAGCCCUGAGAUCAUCCUGAGCUGUCGGGGGGAGAUUGAACACCACUGUUCUGGACUGCAUCGGAAAGGGCGAACCCUGCACUGUCUGAUGAAAGUCGUUCGAGGGGAGAAGGGAAACCUUGGCAUGAACUGCCAGCAGGCGCUUCAAACACUGAUUCAGGAGACGGACCCAGGUGCAGAUUACCGCAUUGACCGUGCUUUGAAUGAAGCUUGUGAAUCUGUAAUACAGACAGCGUGCAAGCACAUACGAUCCGGAGACCCAAUGAUCCUGUCCUGCCUGAUGGAACAUCUUUACACAGAGAAGAUGGUGGAAGAUUGUGAGCAUCGUCUCCUGGAGCUGCAGUAUUUCAUCUCCCGGGACUGGAAGCUUGAUCCGGUGUUGUACCGCAAGUGCCAGGGAGAUGCGUCACGGCUGUGCCACACCCAUGGUUGGAACGAGACCAGCGAGCUCAUGCCCCCAGGUGCCGUGUUCUCCUGUCUGUAUAGACACGCCUACCGCACGGAGGAACAGGGACGGAGGCUCUCUCGGGAAUGCAGAGCUGAAGUCCAGAGGAUCCUGCACCAGCGAGCCAUGGAUGUGAAGCUGGACCCUGCCCUCCAGGACAAGUGCCUCAUAGAUCUGGGGAAGUGGUGUAGUGAGAAAACAGAGACCGGGCAGGAGCUCGAGUGCCUCCAAGACCAUCUGGAUGACCUGGCUGUGGAGUGCAGAGACAUAGUGGGCAACCUCACCGAGCUGGAGUCGGAGGAUAUUCAAAUAGAAGCUUUGCUGAUGAGAGCCUGUGAGCCCAUCAUUCAGAACUUUUGCCACGAUGUGGCAGACAACCAGAUAGACUCUGGGGACCUGAUGGAAUGUCUGAUACAGAACAAGCACCAGAAGGACAUGAAUGAGAAAUGUGCCAUCGGCGUCACCCACUUCCAGCUGGUGCAGAUGAAGGAUUUUCGGUUCUCUUACAAGUUUAAAAUGGCCUGCAAGGAGGACGUGUUGAAACUUUGUCCCAACAUAAAGAAGAAGGUAGACGUGGUGAUCUGCCUGAGCACCACCGUGCGCAACGACACUCUGCAGGAAGCCAAGGAGCACAGAGUAUCCCUGAAGUGCCGCAAGCAGCUCCGCGUGGAGGAGCUGGAGAUGAUUAUUGAAUGUCUGAAAGAAAACAAGAAGCAACUGAGUACCCGCUGUCAUCAGAAAGUAUUUAAGCUGCAGGAGACAGAGAUGAUGGACCCGGAACUCGACUAUACACUCAUGCGAGUCUGCAAGCAGAUGAUAAAGAGGUUCUGCCCAGAAGCAGAUUCUAAAACCAUGUUACAAUGCUUGAAGCAAAAUAAAAACAGUGAGCUGAUGGAUCCCAAAUGCAAACAGAUGAUAACCAAACGCCAGAUCACCCAGAACACAGAUUACCGCUUAAACCCUGUGCUGAGAAAAGCCUGUAAAGCUGACAUUCCAAAAUUCUGUCAUGGCAUCCUGAACAAGGCCAAAGACGAUUCAGAGCUGGAAGGCCAAGUCAUCUCUUGCCUCAAGCUGCGAUAUGCUGACCAGCGGCUAUCUUCAGACUGUGAGGACCAGAUCCGCAUCAUCAUCCAGGAGUCAGCACUAGAUUACCGCCUUGACCCUCAGCUCCAGCUGCACUGCUCAGACGAGAUCGCCAGUCUGUGUGCUGAAGAAGCAGCAGCCCAGGAACAGACAGGUCAAGUGGAGGAGUGUCUCAAGGUCAACCUGCUCAAGAUCAAAACUGAAAUGUGUAAGAAGGAAGUGUUAAACAUGCUGAAGGAAAGCAAGGCAGACAUCUUUGUGGACCCUGUUCUUCACACAGCAUGUGCCCUGGACAUUAAGCACCACUGUGCAGCCAUCACCCCCGGCCGCGGGCGCCAAAUGUCCUGCCUCAUGGAGGCCCUGGAGGAUAAGCGGGUGCGGUUACAGCCCGAGUGCAAAAAGCGCCUCAAUGAUCGGAUUGAAAUGUGGAGUUACGCGGCCAAGGUGGCCCCAGCAGAUGGCUUCUCUGACCUUGCCAUGCAAGUGAUGACAUCACCAUCAAAGAACUACAUCCUGUCUGUGAUCAGUGGGAGCAUCUGCAUAUUGUUCCUGAUUGGCCUCAUGUGUGGACGGAUCACCAAGCGAGUGACACGAGAGCUCAAAGACAGGUAGAGCCGCCUUGACCACCAAAGGGACUCCCUGCCCAGUGCCCGGUUUGUACAGCCUUCCUGCAUAAUGUACCCUUUCACCUCACCCUUCUGCGAGGUGGCACCGACACCCACGGUAGAGCAGCAGCAGGUGCCCACUGAUUGUCCCGUCCAGACUUGGCCACGCCCACAAUGUCCUCCUCCUCCUCUGCCGCCGCUGUCUGUGCAGUGUCCGCAGCUGGCCACUUUGGUGGUUGCCUUGGCGAACUUGGAUUUACUUGCCUGUUGACAGGUCUCUCUCCUGCAGCAAAACUACCAACCGAUUCUUCAGAACCAACUCACCUGACCUGCAACUCAAAUGCUUUUUUAAAAAAAACUACCAAAAAAGGAAAGAAAUUUUUAAAGAAAGAAAAAAAAAAUGUAUAUAGUAACACGCCUCCAGGCUUGACUUGGGCCACAGGGUUAUUUCUUCUGUGUAGCUUCGUCAGAUGAAAGCAGGACUUGGAGAGGACGCACAUGCCCAGUACUCAGUCAUAGACGUGUGGCUUAUCUCCCAGUAGCACCUUCCGGCCAUGCCGGCUGGGGGCUUCACUGGCUAGUGGCUGGAAGCCACGGGCCAGCCUGAUGUGGGUCCUGUUUGCUUGCAGCUGUCGCCAAAAGGAGCCACCACUGGUCACAGACCCACGGCCACCAGUAUCUCUGAUCCUAGCACAGUGCAGUUAAGUCUCGAGCUGAGGGCAGGUGGACAGGGUGGCUCAGAAGUCGGAAGCGGGGCUGCACGUGCGUCUGUAGUGAGAGCCGGAUUCUGAGUGUGGGGGCUGGGAGAGCCGCCCCUUCCUCCCCAGACUGCUGUUGGACUGCAUGGGUGAGGUCAGCUCUGCUGAAGGUGCCCUUACUUUGGAAAGUCUCUGCCACGAGAGCAGUGACUGAGUGGCAGGGUCCUGGGAAACAGGGUGGAGAAGGCAGGGCCAAGAGGAGAGCAGGGCUCUCACCCACAUGGCUUUAUUCUCCGGUUGCUGUACAGAUCAGAAACAGUGGCUUGUAGAGAUCUAAUGUGAUCUCAGGGGGACUGGUGUCCCACCCAGCCUUCCCGCAUGCUCCAGGCAGAUUCCAGACAGGUUCCUUCGUGCCCCACAUGGAAGGUAUGGUGAAUGAUCACAUUAAAAGAUGGAGGAUUUUCUCUGUUCUUUUA